AUGAAAGUGCCAUCUUUUACAGAUUUGCUUGGGCCACUUCCAGGGAUUAUUGCAGGGUUAAAGAGCUAUAGGCUUUUUAAAGCCAUUGAUAGCCCAAAUAAUGCUAAAGCUUUAAAGUUUUUAAAGAAGAAAAGGAACAUUUUUAACUUAAAACAAGCAAACACAGGUCUGAAUCCUCUGCACUUAGUUACUAUGAAAAAUGAUACUCAGUUAAUUGAAGCGAUCACAGUCAGGCAGGACUGCAAAGCACACAUAAAUGACCAAGAUAAUGAUCAGCAAUGGGCUGCUAUUCAUUUUGCAGCACAAAAUGGCAAUUCAGAAGCUUUAACAUAUUUCCUCAAACUAGGAGCUAUAUCUUUUUCUAUAAAUUUGCCUAAAAACUAAUAAUUUAUCAUAUAAUUUGCUUUCUUUUAAUAAAACAAAUUAAAUGUGUAAAAGUUAUAAUAUUUCAAUUAAAAACAAAGAAGGCUCUGGGCCAAUUCAUAUAGCAGCUGGGCACAAUCACAAAGACUUCAUUCAAAAACUAAUCGAAAGAAGUGUCCAUAUAGAUGAAAGAGACGCAAAAAUGAGAACAGCCCUUCAUUAUUCCGCAGUCCAAAACUUCGCAGACCUCGCAGAAUGGCUCGUCUCGAAAGGUGCCUCCACUUCUGUGGUCGACAGUGUUGGAAUGACCCCAAUUUAUGUAGCUGUGCAUGCUGGUAGCUUCAACGUCACUGAAUUUUUGCAUAACUAUAAAGACGGAUAUAGCCAAAGAACUCAUUUAGAUGGUCCUGGACUGGGAGAAUACAAUCCAACUCCUCGAGUUGUUCAAGCUGACAAACCAACUUGGGAGGUUGACAAAUACCUAGUAUAAAGCUUAUUUGUCAAUUCCCAAACUGGUUUGCCAGCUUGAGCUAAAGAAACAACUCGGGGAGUUGCACUGCAUUCUCCAGCCCAGACCCAUCUAAGCGUAUUCCUAGCCUAUAUACAAAAAUCCCAGGAAGCAAAUGCAAGCUAAUCCAUUUAGCUUGCAGACACCAAGACACAAAAAUCCUUGAAUUUUUGCAUGCAAAUGGGCAUGAUUUGUGGGAUUUUGAUAAUGAGGUAAUUGACAAGAAAGGUUGAUAGAGAAAGUGUGUAUCAUUAUGCAGCUCUUGAUGGGGCAGUCAACUGCAUAGACUAUUUGGUUAGUAAGAAUAUAGCAAUUGAUAGACAGGACUCGAGAGGCUUGACACCGCUACAUAUUGCGGUAGGAGUGAAGAAUUUGGCAGUUAUAAAGAAACUAUGUGAAGCAGGAGCGAAACUUGAUAUACCGAAUAUUGAAGGACUGAGUCCGUUUGAUAUGGCUGAGAGUGUCCGUGAUCAUGCGACUUUGACUUUAUUGAGGAGGUUUAAGAGAUAA
Molecule: messenger RNA, 1381 nt
Organism: Blepharisma stoltei
Lineage: Eukaryota; Ciliophora; Heterotrichea; Heterotrichida; Blepharismidae
Source: the annotation of a GenBank genome assembly